Staurois parvus is the source of this 474-nucleotide messenger RNA. Lineage: Eukaryota; Metazoa; Chordata; Amphibia; Anura; Ranidae. The record is from the annotation of a GenBank genome assembly.
AUGGGCCCCUGUACCGCCUCCUCAUGCUGCUGCCAGGCCCGUAAUCUGCCAUGGGCCCCCGUACCGCCUCCUCAUGCUGCUGCCAGGCCCGUAAUCUGCCAUGGGCCCCCGUACCGCCUCCUCAUGCUGCUGCCAGGUCCAGAGUGUCUCAUGGGUCCCUGUACGGCCUCCCAUUGCUGCUGUCUCCAUCGCCACACUCUGCCAUGUGCCACUUUCAGGUCUCCUCACACUGCUGGUGGGUUCCAUUUUGUCAUAGGGUGCUGGCAGAUUACGGGCCUCCCAUUGCUGCUGCCAGGCCCGUAAUCUGCCAUGGGCCCCUGUGUACCGCCUCCUCAUGCUGCUGCCAGGCCCGUAAUCUGUCAUGGGUCCCUGUACGGCCUCCCAUUGCUGCUGUCUCCAUCGCCACACUCUGCCAUGUGCCACUUUCAGGUCUCCUCACACUGCUGGUGGGUUCCAUUUUGUCAUAGGGUGCUG